This is a messenger RNA of Mauremys reevesii (Reeves's turtle), 3318 nucleotides long. RefSeq names its product C-type lectin domain family 4 member G-like. NCBI's taxonomy places the organism in Eukaryota, Metazoa, Chordata, Testudines, Geoemydidae. Bases 84 to 929 code for a protein of 281 amino acids. The transcript is spliced from 9 exons. The record is from RefSeq and is a predicted model, not a curated record.
GCUGGUUCCUGCCUGGAGGAGGCUACAGUGGAUAGGACAGAGCAGCACAGAGCUGGGGGCAGCCUCUCUGCCUGGCAGGCUUCAUGGCGCAUGAGUCUGCAGCAAGAUGGACUCCUGGAGGACAGUGGAAUUCCUUGCUUCAGUGUGAUAGAGGCCUGAAUGGGGAGGAAAAGUCCGUAUUAACCCUUUACGCUGUGCACGCCGUGUCAUUUGUGUUAUGGGCCGUCCUCCUCGCCAUGGUGAUUGGAAAGUACUCGGAGAUGUCCAAGGAGCUGGAGCAGUUGCGGACUGGUCAAUCUGUGCUGAGAGGCAAUGGCUCCAAGACAGCGAAGCAACUGGAGACACUUCACUUCAACCAGUCUGCCAUAUACAGCACUGAGGUGAAGCUGGCCACGGACCUGAAGAGGCUGCAGUCGGACCAGGCCACACUGAAAGUGGAUGUGUCAGAGGAUCUGGCCAAAGCGAAAAGUGACAGAGAUGACAUCAGGGCUGAGGCCUACAAGAUUCUGGAUGCUAUCCAGAAAGGGAACGACUCUGCCUGCAGCAUUUGUCCAGCCGGCUGGCUGCUGAAUUCAGGGAACUGCUACUACUUCUCCACAGAGCAUAAAUACUGGUCCUAUGCCAAGCAGGCCUGCAAAGACCAAGGCGCCACGCUGAUUAUUAUUGAUAACCCACAAAAGCAGGAGUUUGUGACAAAGAACGCUAACGGCAAGCAGUACUGGAUCGGCCUGCACGACGUUAGCAAUGAAGGGGCAUUUAUAUGGGUCGACGACAGUUCUGUGUCAUACAGCAACUGGGAUCGAGGGGAGCCCAACAAUUUUGGCAGUGGCGAGGACUGCGUGAUGAUGCUCAGAGACGGGAAGUGGAACGACGCUCCAUGUGUGAUGAAUGAGGUUGGCUGGAUCUGUGAAAAGAAGUGGACUUGUUAAACUGUGGCCCGGAGGAACACAACACAGCCAGCGCAUCUUAAUAACCACAGAGCCACCCUGCUGCCCUUUGGCCCCUUCCAUGCAAGGUCUGCCAGCUCUUUACAAAUUUCAAUGUGUUAAACCUCACAGACCUCACCCCUUCUACUCUUGGGAGCAAGGUAUUAUCACCCCAACUUUAUAGAUGGGGAAACUGAAGCACAAAGACAUACCCAGGUCACAGCAGUGAAUCAGUGGAAGAGACUGGAUUAGUACCCAGACGUCCUGACUCCCAGUCCCCUGUUCUUAUUACACCACAGUAUUUCAGAUGGCUGGAAACAGGAGUCCUGACCACUCCUGCUCUAACCACUAAACCAUCCUCCCCUCCAAGAGCCAGGGAUAGAACCUAGGCAACUCCCAACGCUCCUGAGUCCUGACUCUAAUCCCUAGAGCCCAUUCAAUUCCCAGCGCUGGGAAUAGAUCCUAAGUGUCCUGAAUUCCAGCCCCUGCUCUAACUAUUAGACAAAAUAAACUCUUUCACAACGUGGCAAUUUAUUGGGUGGAAAACUCAGCUAGUCCCCUCAACUAUAUUAAUCCAUUAUCAGCAUUUAUGGGGAAAGGGGGCAGGAUCCUUACUGCGCGAGAAGUCGAAUUUUAAAACCUGCCAGUCAAUCCCAUCAACAUGGUAUAGAUCUGGUCAUAGCUCUAUAGUAAAGGAUGUGACCAACUUUCUGGUUUAGGGCAAAUUAUCCUCCCCUGCUAAUUAGGGCUAAAAUUUACACAUGUAUCUCAGAUUAUCCAUCUGUGGUGAUCUGCCAAAAGAGAAGUUUGGGGAGAACUAGACACGCAGUGUGAGAAAUCAAAGGUUUCAUUUCUGUAAAAUUGUCCUAAAUUAGCCAGGCAUGAAAUGGAGAGGAAAAGAGGCAGGGUUUAGCCCUGAAUCCUCAAAGGCAGCUAGGUAUCUAUCUCCACUCAGACCGAGCCCAUCUUUCCCACCUCGCAGGUGGGUGCCCUAAUUGCCAUGGUAACCAGUAUUCUGGGUGGGUUUUGUGGUGGCCAUGGCAUACAAACAGAAAUUAAAAUUCAGAAAAAUAACAUGCAAAAACCAAAAGCAGGCAGAGACAAAGCAGGCUGCUCCCUAAGGCAGAGAGGCAGCACUCCUCCCAUCUUGCUCUAGGAUGCCUGUCUGCUUGCAGACCUUGUAGGACCAGGAUAAAAAACCAUGACAUUUAGAGUGUGAGCUUAGAACUGUAACAAUUUUCAUUACACCACAAGUUUCUCUCCGUUUCUCCUGCUGGAGCUGUUCCACUUUGUAUAACUAAUUAAAUGAAGCAGGGACUGGACCCUGGCUCUCCACAUCCCAGGUGAGAGCCCAAGCCAUGAGGAAAGAGAGGAACACACACUCUCACCCCCAUCUGGCUUUGGGCAGGUUAGGCAUGCUCAGAGCAGGCCUCCAGGAUCAUCUCACACUGGCAAGAUAAGUUGCUGGGAGAGGCAAAGUGCCUAGUCUGGGAACCCUUUGGGGUCAGCAGGAUUUAGGUGUGAGAGCUCUCCACAGCGUGUGAGCUGUAGAGCGGGAUCGGCACUCAGGCAGCUUUGUGACUGUCAGCCUCAGAAAUUUAGGCACCUACAGGGUUCGGUGGCAGCUGAGCUGAGCAGCUUUUUUGAGGAUGUUAGUGGUGCCCAAACAUGGGCGGCAGGUAUCAAAAGCAGGAGAAGGCUAAGCCACCCCAAGCUGCCUGCCGUGGCCCCAGCCACACUCCACUCCCAGACCCUCUCCUGCUGCAUCCUUCCCAUGUGGCCGGGGCCCUGGGUUUGUCUACACAUUUGGGCUUGUCUACACAUCCAAAUGGAGGGGUGCUGCCAUAGCACUUAGUGAAGACACUUCCUACGCCGACGGGAGAAGCUCUCCUGUCGGGAUACUCCACGUCCCCGAGAGGCGGUAGCUUUGUUGAUUGGAGAAACCCUCCCGUCGACAGUGCUGUCUACGGUGGGAGUUGGAUCAGUAUAACUGCGUCGCUCAGGGGGUGUGAAUUUUCCACCUCCUGAGCAACAUAGUUAUAUCGACACAAGUAGGGAGUGUAGCCCAAGCCUUAGAAUCAGAUUCCUGGGAACAAGGAGGAAGAAUUCAAACUUUGCAUUCAGCGGUGUUUGCUUAAAAUUCACUAUUUUGGGGAUGUUAGUAAACUUCACUGUUAGAACAUUCCCAAGAAGCAAAUGCUAACAGGGGGCACAAAGAGAGAAUUGGUUUAAAAAUGCAAAGGAAUAGUCAGGAAUUAUUCACCCCACUCUCAUCUCGCCAGUCACCCUGCCCAAGAGUUGGUCAGCAUUCUUCCUGCUGAACAGGGACUAUUCAGUCACCCAUGCUGCGAUUUACCCAGAACACUGGGGUUAUCACAUCGACUCUUGCAAA